Messenger RNA from Striga asiatica, 778 nucleotides. The record is from the annotation of a GenBank genome assembly. Lineage: Eukaryota; Viridiplantae; Streptophyta; Magnoliopsida; Lamiales; Orobanchaceae.
CUUUUGUGUCCCCACACCCUUGCCCACAAGGCCAAAUCGCCACCUAUCUGCCCCUGCAACUCCACCGCUCUGUGAAUUUAUAUAAUUUAUUGAAUUUUCAUUCUCAAUAUUUCUUCUUAUUGCUCUCUAACACCUUUCUUAAUCCCUGUUUUUGAACUUUUUAAUGAUUCAAUGCUUGGUGGGUGGCCUUCUUUCGAUCCUCACAACUUCAGUCAGUUGAGGCCCAGCGACCCUUCAAAUCCUUCGAAAAUGGUGCCUAUUACUUACCGUCCAACUCAUGACCGGACAAUCCCAUCACCUGAUCAAGUCAUUGCUACUGAGAGCAAAAACAUUCUCUUGCGCCACUUUUAUCAACACGGAGCAGACAAGAUGAAAACCAAAAGGGCUUCGCCUGAAAGUCCUGAUCCUGAGCCAGCAUCGAAAGUCCCAAGGGCUUGUGCUUAUAAUGACACCACAAACACUCAAAAUAAUACCUAAUUUAGCUUUGCAAAAUCUCAAUGUGUUAACUUGUGACUUAUGAUAAUAGCAUGAAGUUUGUGUAUUUAGUGUAGAAUCGAAAACGAGGUUUUUGAUGUGUGUUUUGAGAUUUAAGGUGGGUGUAUAUUAUUAGGUUACAAAUGAUGUAAAGGGUUUAUUAUUAGGAUUUUAGAGCUGCAUGUGUGUGAUAUGAAUGACGUCGAUUUCUAUAAGUUUGUGGUUCACUGCUAUGAGUGCUUUUGGUGAAAAAAUUGAUAUGGUGAAACUUUUACGAGUUUUCUAGUUAUUAAUAUGAUUGCCG